This is a messenger RNA of Rhagoletis zephyria (snowberry fruit fly), 873 nucleotides long. RefSeq lists its product as uncharacterized. Gene Ontology annotation, molecular function: protein dimerization activity. The record is from RefSeq and is a predicted model, not a curated record. Lineage: Eukaryota; Metazoa; Arthropoda; Insecta; Diptera; Tephritidae.
AUGGAACUCGACCUCAGUAUAAGAGAUUACAUAGACAAUCUAGAUAGCGCGUCACAUAUUAACGUCAGCUGGAUAUUUGUGCGAAAUUUCCCAGCGGAUUUUCAUCCAAUAGCCAAAUGCACUCUAAAACUGCAACACGAGCAAUAUAUUAUUGGAGACUUUUUUGGAGAUUGGCUAACAUAUGAAUUGGAGCUUAAAAAAUUAGUGUCUACCAAUUCAUAUGCGGAAGCCCUUCUAAAUGCAAUGAAGAAAAGGAAAGAUACACUUAUAGGAAAUAACGCAUUUAUUGCUGCACUUUAUAUGCAUCCGCGCUUUAAUUUCGACAACACACCUCUUCUAAGCUAUGAUCAAAAGCAAGCUGCUGUGGAUCAUUUAAUUAGGACACGUGAUAUGAUAAAUAAAAUUGGUAAGCCAUCAGAAGACCUGUACGGCUACAGUUCUCCAGAUCUUCCAAGCCAGUCGCUUCCCCAAGAUGAACUUCCGUCCACAUCGAAAGGCAUAUAUGACAUACUGCCGCUUCUUGUAAACGCAAUGAGAAAUGCACAAGGUCCAACACCACAAAGAGGAGAAAUGGCCUUUAAGGAAAGACAAGCUAAACUUUGCGAUAGGGAAAUGGAGCCAUUUCACGGCAAUAUUUUGGACUCCUGUCGGAAAUUAUAUCGGAAUGAUGCCGAUAUGUUACAAUUAAUGGAAGUUGUACUAGCCAUACCUGCAACACAAGUUUCUGUUGAAAGAGCGUUCAGUGCACUUUCUACAAUAUUAACUACACUGCGAACAAAACUUUCAAAGAAAUCGCUGUCAAAUUUAUUAAUUACAAAAUUAAACUUUGAGCUCCUAAAUUUUUCAACACUAGAUGUUGAAGAUAGCAACUAA